Messenger RNA from Pipistrellus nathusii (Nathusius's pipistrelle), 342 nucleotides. The record is from the annotation of a GenBank genome assembly. Lineage: Eukaryota; Metazoa; Chordata; Mammalia; Chiroptera; Vespertilionidae.
AUGGAACACCCCUUGCUUGACUUAGUUCAUUAUAUUGAAGCUUUACUGUACUGUGUUUGCCAGGCACUGGAAAUUCUUAAUUCUCAGGCAACCUUCAGGAGGGGUUAUUACCUCUAUUUUACAGAUGAACAGAAUGAGGCUGAGUUGAACGCUGGAGUCAGGAAUGAAACCCAGCUCCCUUCAGUGCCAAAGCCUCUCUCCACUACACAUGCUAUGGCUUCAAAGUCUGGGGAUGAAGGUGGGCAGCCGGUCAGGAGACAGGAAGGAGGUAUGCGCAGUGGGCAAGGCCCAGAGGAGCUGGAAGGGCCUGAGCAACCAGCCGGGGCCUUGCAGGGUGUUUAG